AUGGGAGAAAAAGCUGCCCCGCCUGCUGGCGUUGCUGCUAAAACGCCUGAAAGUCCGUACCUCCGGCUCAAUGCCAAGUGGAUUGCCAUCGCCCAUGGCUUUUUCGCUUUGACGGCUUUCGUAGGUGCUCUUAUUGUCGGAUGCUAUCUCCAUUAUGAAAAAAUCGUCCGGAAUGCCAGCUACGGCUAUCCUGAUGAGUGGUUUCCCUCUGUGCUGGCAACUAUUGGUGAUAGAUACCCAGAAAGAUCCGUUUUCCAGAUUUUCAUUGCAGUUACUUCGGGGCCACGGUUUCUUCUAAUCUUUGCCAACUUCUUCGUCUUGUACAACGAAGGACGCAAGAAGGCCUGGACGGCUUUAAUCACAGGACUUUUGAGAACUUUUACCUGUGGUGGCUGGGUGUAUAUCACGUCCACUGACGACCACGAUGCCCACGAUGUGUUCAUGAUCAGUUACAUUGUGCUCACCAUUCCAUGGACAGUGUGUAUGUCCUCAUUGAGUCCAAAAGGCAGCACCGUAAAGAAGGGCCGUAUUUUCACUGCAUUGACGUUCUUUGGCCUGCUUGUGCCUUUGGUGUAUUUCUUUAUUCAGCACAAGGUGCAUGUUAUCGCUGGUGCCUACUCCUACUACGCCUACAUCGAAUGGUCCUUGAUCUUCUUGGAUGUUGGCUUUGACUCGUGGUCUUAUCUCGAUCUUUCCAACCUUGAGCUCAGAGUCUACGGCUCCUCUGUGGAGUUUGCAACUCCUGAAAUCGUCAAGAAGAGCAAGCCCGUAAGCACAGACGACUUGGAGAUCAGCUGUCUCUCGUUCGUGGUCAACACCAUCAACUCAUUCACUUUCAUGACCAGUAUCACCGGCAUGUUCGCUUGUGUGUGGUACUUCCCCUUGUGGCACAUGGGUGUCUCAGGUUACGAAGCUGUCAUUGUCGUGAUGUUCGUUGGUCCUAUUUUCGUCCUCCCACUUCGUCGCCUCUUCUGCGCUUAUCCAUUCAUUCCUAGAGUUUUGGCAGUAAUCACUACCGUGGGUGCCUGGAAGGUGUCAGACCCAGCCAACCGUCUUAUGACCGUGAGCGCAGGUGUGGGUUUUUCUGCCAUUGGCUUCACCACCGACUUGUUCAACUUACAAAAUAACGCCGAGAGAUACACCUCAUACUUCGUUUCCUUGUUUUUGGGUGUUUUGCUCUCGUCUGAAAUUAAGUAUGUUUUCUCGUCCAACAACCCAGCUUGGCCUAUCAUGCACAAGGAGAAUGGCGGUUACAACGAGAUUGCUUUCUUUGUGACCAUGUUGGCUGCCUUGUUCACGCGUGCUCCUAAGAAGUUGCCUGAAGCACACUCUUUGAAGCUCGAGGGUGGCUCAUUCUUGCUUUCAGCCUUGGGUUUGGCAGGCUACUUCUUUUCGCUCACUUUGUUCUUGUCCGACUCGUCGAUCUUUGUGAUCUGGUCGUGGACAGGCUUCCCAGUGAAAGGACCAACCCCCUUGAUCGGUGGUUUGAUUCACUUCGCUGCUGCUAUCGCUGGUGUCAUGACAUCUCUCAAAAUUCACCCUAACUUGUUAACUCAACCUGUUUUCCCAAUUGUGGGCGCCAUUGGUGCCGCUGUUGUACUCAGCCUCUAUCAGGACUGGAUUGGAUUUGCUGGUGCCACUGUGUACACAUUCUUCAUCGCUUCUAUCACUCCAACCAUCGCUCAAUCGUUAGUGGGAUACUGCCCUAUCAAGUUGAUCAUUGUGGCAUUCCUUGUUCACAUUCUCCUCUGCUUGGCAUCUGUUUGGAUCGUCGCAUACGCUUUUGUUCCAGGCGGACCAGCUUUGAGAGAGCGUACAGACUUGAUGGUUGCUGUCACGAUCGGCAGUGUCGUUCUUGGUGUGGUGAACUUUGUUCUUCGCAAGACCGCUUCCAAGAUCACACGCAUUGAGGUGGUUGGCUCCAAGCUUUGGCGCCAGGCAUUGUUCAUCAUCACCAUUUUGGUUGCCAUUACUACCACUGGAUUCACUGCUAGAUACCAAUCCGUGGCUCCUCAACCAUACAAGCCGGAGACUAGAUCCUUCACUGCUGGUAUCUGGUGUGUCCACUUCGGUUUGGAUAACGAUCUCUGGGCCAGUGAGAUCCGUAUGAGCAACUUGCUUAGAGAGGCAGAGGUUGAUAUCAUUGGUUUAUUGGAGACUGAUACUGAGCGUCUUAUCGGUGGUAACAGAGACUUUCCCCAGAGAAUGGGUGAAGAAUUGGGAAUGUACGUUGACUACGGUCCCGGUCCUAAUAAGCAUACUUGGGGAGCUGCCUUGCUUUCAAAGUUCCCUAUUCUCCACUCGGAGCACCAUUUGUUGCCUUCACCAGUUGGUGAGUUGGCUCCGGCUAUCAAGGCUACUUUGGACGUUUACGGUGAGCACAUUGAUGUUGUGGUCUUCCAUUCUGGCCAGGAAGAGGACCCAGAGGACCGCCGUUUGCAGAGCUUGUACCUUGAAAACGUUAUGGCUGAAUCCCAGAACCCAUUGGUUCUUCUCAGUUACUUGGUGACUAAGCCAUUAGAGGGCAACUACUUCACCUAUGCAAGUGAAAAGUCAAGAAUGCACGACAUUGACUCCACUGACUGGGACAGAUGGUGCGAGUACAUCAUGUUCCGUGAGCUUAAGAAGGUUGCGUACGCUAGAAUCUCAAGAUCGACCAUCACUGACACCGAGCUUCAGAUUGCCAAGUUCAAGUUCCUCAAUGACGAUCAGAGACUGAUUGGCGAGGACUUUAUCUACGGUAACAAUUUCAUCAGCGAAGAGCAGGUGGAUCCAAGCCUCCGGAUGCCUUCCUUGUUCAGAGGCGAUGGAGUCAGAGGCCAUAGAUACCAUGUCUUUGACGAGCCUCGCUAUUUUGCUGAAACGUUUGAGCAAUUGGGACUCGAAGACCUCAUAUUUGGUCAGAGGCCGGUUCUCAAUACCUUGAUACAAACGAGAACCAAAAUGAAGUCCCACAAGUCUGCAGCCAAGAGGUUCAUCAAGACCGCCAACGGCUACAAGAGAAAGUGUGAUGGCAGAAACCACGGAAACGCAGGUUUCACCCCAAACAGUUAUAACCACUUGAACAAGUGGCAAAUGGUGCCCAAGAAAGGCGGCCACUUGAAGAAACUACAGAAGUACCUCGAGGUCUAA
Molecule: messenger RNA, 3132 nt
Organism: Candidozyma duobushaemuli
Lineage: Eukaryota; Fungi; Ascomycota; Pichiomycetes; Serinales; Metschnikowiaceae
Product: ribosomal protein L35
Exons: 2
Coding region: 1-3132 (1043 amino acids)
Biological process (GO): fungal-type cell wall organization; translation; GPI anchor biosynthetic process
Cellular component (GO): ribosome; endoplasmic reticulum
Molecular function (GO): structural constituent of ribosome
Source: RefSeq, a predicted model, not a curated record